AGCAUUUCGGCUUUCACAAGGUGUGCUAAUGGUCAUGUUUGGCAACCCCCGAAGGGGCACCUAGUUGCCACAAGGAGUCGGAAACUGAGGACUGGGCAGCGAUGGCUGCGCUUGCAGUGGCCCCUCGGACAUGGCCGCAAGGUUUAAAUGCAGCUGAGAGAAUAAAGGCGGAGAUGGAGCGGAAUGCCAACCCCGAAAAUCCGGAGGAGGAGGAGGAGGUGUUUGACGAGCUUCUGUGGCGUCAGAAUGUCACCGACUUGCAUAGGGUAAUGGAGGUGGCCAAGUCCCUCUGGCUUCUGCUGGAGCACAGCAACGAGGCCAUGGUCCGGGUGGCCCUGGAAAUCGCUUUAGAUGGCACUUACAAGAAGGUGCUGUGGUGGCCAGAUUUUUGGUUUUCAGACCACGACAAACGUGAAUACUUUAAGGAAAUCGUGAGAAUAAAGCUCGCCAUAGCCGUCGCAAAUGCGAAGGGUUCGGCGGUUGAUCUCACUGAAUUUCAGAGAAGUGACGAUACUGAGUUGGUGAACAGCCUACGCAAGCAGAUUGCUGACCUCGAGGCAGCACUUCGGGAGGCAAGAGCGAAGCAAGAGGCCGCCGAAGCCAGAUGCCGCGACUUGGAAAAGGCAGCCGAGGAGGCUGCCCAGCGAAUUGCAGCCAUGGAGAAAUCUCUGGAUGACUUGCGCAAGGAGGUCAAAGAGUACCGAAACUCGAUGCAUCUUGCGAACAACGAAGAGUCUGAGGAACUCGCACGCCUCAAGCAGCAACUCAAAACCAGUGAGGAAGAGAGAGCCAAGUUAGAGGAUUUGCUCUCUCAGCUGAGGAAGCAGCUCCAGGAUGCGUCCAAGACUGGCGGCGACAGCGAUAAGUUGAAUUCUGAGCUGGAGAUGGCCAAGCGGCGGAUCGAGGAGUUGGAGAAUCGCUUGAAAGAGGCUCAGAAAGAGAUUGCCGCAUUGAAGCGGCCGAAACCCGGGGCUCCAGAAGCUGCACCAUCCGAUUCAGCAGCCGAGAAGGACGCGAUGCGGAAACUGAGGGAGGAGCUGAAGGAAGAGCGAAGGAAAAGGGAGGAGGCAGAAGAGUUGCUCCGAAAAGCUCAGGAGCAACUCGAACUGCUCCGAAAAGAGAUUGAGGCAGAGAGGAAGAAGGCUGCUGACCUCAGCGCGGAGUUGAAGCGAGCGCUGGACAUGAAGGGUGAAAAACCGCCCGAUGUAGUCACGGAGAUCAAGCAGGUGACUGUUCCAGGCGGCUUGACGGAGCAGCAGUUGGCGGAGCUGGAAGAGCUGCGAGCAAAAGCCGAAGAGCUUGAGAAGCUGAAGGCAAAGCUCAAGAAGCGGGACCAGCAGAUCGCAGCUCUCCAAGAGGAGAACGAUAAGCUGCAGGAGGAACAGGUCCGAUUGUUGAAGAUGCUGAAGCAGGUUAAGGAACAGCUUCGGAUUGUGAUGGAGCUUGCAGAGAAGAAGGGCUUUGGUGACAUUAUCAAGAAGCUCUUCGAGGAAGCUGGAUUGGCGUCGACCAUGAGUGAUCCGGACUAUACCUGCUUUGACCGCCUUUAUGACGAUGCUUUGAGGCGGAUGGACAAGCAGCGGCGGUUGGAAUGGUACCGAAUGGGCAACACGGGAGAGCCGCCAGCUUCGUUCAAGGCGAAGCACUCCUACCGCCGGCGCGAAUCGCCAGAAAGACAGGCCGAUCAGAAGCAGAAUCGAGGAGGUCCAGUGUAUUGCAGGAACUGUGGAUCACCGGUGGAGGUCCCUAUCCAGACUUCGUCUCCGUCUCUGCCGCCCACACGCUCGCCGUCACCAUCGCCGUACGACAGUGCAGUCUCCACCUACUACCAGUCCGGCACAACCCAGAUGCAGCACUCCUACAGCAAUGGUUCCUUGCCGUCGCAUCGGUCUCCCAGUCCACCGUCGAGAUCUUUAUCACCAGCCGGCGCUGACCUGCGCAUCGAGAGCGUGCGACCAGCAGGUGGAGGGCACAUUGCGCUCUCAGUGGCCACCUGGGGCGACCGCACACCUUGGAGGCCUGGACAGCCGUUUCACCAGAAACAGAUGAGGAGCAGGACGCCAGAGCAGAGGGCACAGCGGCCAGAGCGAGGCAGCCUGCCUCCUUUGCGAGACCCCAGCAGUCCUCAGGGGCGGGCGAUGCCAGUGCGCAGCAUGAUGGGCUCCUCGAGCGCCGUGGAGCUUCGCCGGGAGGUCCCUGAGGCGAGGGGGCGGCUGCGUGGCGCCAUGUUCGUUCACGAUGUCCGGCCCUUCAAAGCAUCGGAGUUUACGGGCGAGGACCCUCGGAUGCUUUGGCGGCCCCAGAAGUCAUUUCCUCUCAAGGAUGCUCCAGGCACUGCAAGACUAAGACCCGUUUGCCGGUUGCACUCAUGGGCUCCCAGGCACAAUGCCCCAUGUCACCAUGCAUUCGCGUCCCGCAGCGGUGUGGGCCCGAAGCCGCUAGCAUCGCAUCCUUGCAGCUGGCCAAGGACAGCCGUUUGCACAUCGCGCAUGGUUUGCCGCAACCAGCGCACGGUGGAGAGGCAAUGGUGCGCGGGCACGCGAAGCAGCAGGCUGCUGGAGUGCUGGAGUGGAGUGGAGGCCCGCUUUCGGCACGGACUGUCAGACGAGGCCCAAGAGCGCAACGCCGCGAAGCAGGCCUGAGCUAGAGCCAAGUGAGCGGAGUGAGCGGAGGUGUCGGCCAAGUGCAUGCUGCCUACGCAUGUUGCGUAGGCAGCCUCGAAGAAGUCCGGAUCGCAGCUAGAUGCCGCGCGCUGAGACGUGAAAGCAUGAGCGAAUGGAAUGGCCAAAUGGCAGGCCCAGAAGGCAGGCUUGAAGUUUCAGUGUCCCAGCUGCCGAGCACCAAGCUGGGAUUUCGGCUUAAAGUUCAAGCUUGCCACGAGAUCAGACUCAGGUCUGCAGGAGAGCACCAACUACAAGAUGUCCCUCGGCCAAGUUUGGUGCCUGAGCGGCUUUGUUGCGCAGCGGCACGCGACGAAUGAGGCUACAGCAGCACUACGACUCGAAGCACCCGAAACUGUCUGUCACUGAGCUUCUGCAUCGUUGAGACUUCGGCUGGCUCCCCACUCCAGACUUUCUUCUGCAAAACCUCCCCACGAGCAUUGUUGGGCUGAGACAUGUGCAGUGUUGGACUGAUACUGCACACGCGUCAUGCAGACGUUUGCCCGGGUAGAGGUCAUGCCCACCGGAGGAAGAAUGCUACAAGAAGUGAUGCGGGAAAGCACGUCCCUCGGAACCGGUCGGAACCCGGGCAGCAUUUUUCGAGAGGCGUGAAUUGAGCUCAGGCAACAUUUAGAUCCAACGAACGUUGGACAGCACCCAUACGCAGGCACUGAACCCCAACUGUUCUCAAUAGUUUGAUGCAUUUAUGCUAUGCAGAUACGCUUCGCACAUCAGAGACAUGGCAUCUUGUGCUCCACAGGUCGCCAGGUCGCGCAAUCCUGAAGCUUGGCACUCAGGAAGUGUCCGCAAAGCUGUGAGCAACCGCCAAUAUUCAUCGUAUUUGUAGCAAAGGAUGUACAUGCAGCGGAUGGAAAAACAUCUUCCAAUGGAGCCGGCAUUUUGGGGGUUGAUUGCAACCUGCCAGCUCCUAGGCCGUGGCCGAGUGAACUCGGGAAGUCCCAGAAAAGAGAUUCACAUCCGCAACUGACAACUCGUAACUUGUAUCGUUUCACUUUUUACUACGGGGCAUGACAGUCUCAGGCGACUUCCAAUUUGGCUUGCAUGGAUCCAGCUUCAAGGCUGUACAGCCGACGCUUUGUAUCGCUCCCAUAUUUCUCGUCUGUCUAUACCACGUGCCAGUGAGGC
Messenger RNA from Effrenium voratum, 3806 nucleotides. NCBI's taxonomy places the organism in Eukaryota, Dinophyceae, Suessiales, Symbiodiniaceae. The record is from the annotation of a GenBank genome assembly.